Thalassophryne amazonica is the source of this 1619-nucleotide messenger RNA. It is a transcript of the gene agxtb, whose product is annotated as alanine--glyoxylate and serine--pyruvate aminotransferase b. Lineage: Eukaryota; Metazoa; Chordata; Actinopteri; Batrachoidiformes; Batrachoididae. Gene Ontology annotation, molecular function: L-serine:pyruvate transaminase activity; L-alanine:glyoxylate transaminase activity. The transcript is spliced from 11 exons. Gene Ontology annotation, cellular component: peroxisome. Bases 87 to 1376 code for a protein of 429 amino acids. The record is from RefSeq and is a predicted model, not a curated record.
UUGAAAUCUUCACCUUAAACGCUCACAGAUUCACUCUCUCCGUGGUGAUCUCGUCUGGUGCAGGCUUUAGGAACCGUUCAGACGUCAUGCAACGUUCUCUGUUCAGCAGGAGCGCACUGCUCAUCCAGCAGGCGGGCACGGCCCUCGGCGGGCCCCUGGCCCAGAGGAGCGCGGUCCUGCUGCAGCGACUGGACCGAUCCAUGUCCUCACUAACCAUCCCGCCGCCCGCCUGCAUGCUGCGGCCGCUUGAAGUGCCUCUGCGGUACCUGUUUGGUCCGGGACCAUCAAAUGUUGCUCCGCGUAUUUUAGCUGCAGGCGCCAGACCCAUUAUCGGACACUUGCACAAAGAAAUGUAUCAGAUAAUGGAUGACAUCAAAAAGGGGAUCCAGUAUGCCUUUCAGACAGAAAACAACAUGACUUUAUCAAUGAGCGGCUCCGGACACACCGCCAUGGAGUGCGCAGUGUUCAACGUGGUGGAGCCUGGAGAAAGUGUGCUGGUUGCCAUCAACGGAAUCUGGGGAGAGCGCGUGGCAGAAAUUGCAGAAAGAUGCGGUGGCAACGUGCACAGAAUGGUAAAAGCACCUGGAGGCUACUUCACCAACAAGGAAAUUGAACAGGCCAUAGUGAAACACAAACCCGUGCUGUUCUUUAUCACACACGGCGAGUCCUCUGCCGGCCUCUGUCACCCAAUGGAUGGCAUUGGCGACAUUUGCAGCAAACAUAACUGCCUCUUGCUGGUCGACACAGUUGCAUCACUCGGGGCCGCUCCGAUUUUUAUGGACAAGCAAAAUAUUGACAUUCUGUACACGGGUUCUCAGAAGGCCUUGAAUGCACCACCUGGUACUGCACCGCUCUCCUUUAAUGACAGAGCGUGCCAAAAGAUGUUUAACAGGAAAACAAAGCCGGUAUCCUACCUCCUCGAUAUGACACAUUUGUCCAACUACUGGGGCUGUGAUGGGAAACCAGCCAGAGUAUACCAUCACACCGGCCCAGUGUCUGGAUUCUUAACACUGAGAGAGAGUCUGGCAAUUCUUGCUGAGAAGGGGCUGGAGGAGUCCUGGAGGAAACACAAAGAGGUAUCAUCUUACCUACACAGGGGACUGGAGGAUUUGGGUCUCAAACUGUUCAUCCCUGAAAGGGAUUUAAGGCUUCCCUCUGUCACCACCAUUGCCGUCCCUGACGGCUACGACUGGAAAGAGUUGCUGGCCUACAUCAUGAACCACCACCAGAUGGAGAUGACAGGAGGUCUCGGCCCUUCUGUUGGCUUGGUGAUAAGGAUUGGACUGAUGGGCUACAACUGUGAGAAGACUAAUGCUGACAUGGCACUUCAAGCUCUGGCAGAUGCUCUCAAGAACUGCAAGAAAAGCAAAGCUUGAAUGAUCGUAGUCUACAGUGAUGACCCAGAGAGCACACUGUUUAUGGAGUAAAAUGAUGAAGAUUCCCAAAGGAUGUGUGGAAUAGUCCACAAAUUUCAAGAAUUCAGAUGAUAUAAUCAUCUGUGCUUUUGACUGCAGACAUUAAAAGAGUGUCUUUUCUUCAUAAGACAGUGAGAGAGUAAGUGAAGGAAAACAGAAGCAGAAGACUGAAAGAUGUCAAUAAAAUCUGCAUUAUUGCAUCAA